AUGUACAAGUCUCAAAAACGUUCGCCAUGGCUUUGGCUGGCUUUGGCCACGGUUGUAACACUCCUCUCCACAUCCAGUGAAGUCGUUGACGCCUUUGCUGCCAAGAAGAAACCAAACAACAAGAAAAAGAAAGGAGGCAACGCUGCCUCCAAUCAAAAAGGUUUUGGUGCCGCUCCACCCACUCUCGAAGAAGUCACUGCCAAAUUCAAGACGCGGUUACCCGAUGACGCAGGAGCUGUGCCUUGUCCCUGUGGCGCUGGCCCAACCUACGCCGAUUGCUGCGCUCCGUAUCACCAGCAAGAAAGAUUUCCAGAAUCACCCCUGCAAGUGUUGCAGUCACGAUACUCGGCCUUUUGCUAUCGACUGGUACCCUACAUUAUUCAGACGACGCAUGCGACUUGCCGUGAUUUUCGCGACAACAAGGUGACAUGGGCCAAAGAUUUAAACCGAGAUGGAAUGUUCGAUUCCUUUGAUUUUAUUGAGCUGCAACCAGGACCUGAAGAAAUUGUUGGCAGCAAGGCUUACAUUGACUUCACUGUCAGGAUGCGGUCCAGAGAUGGAGAACAGCAAGAGACGAUUGUUUCUGAAAAAUCACUGUUUUUGAUUGACCCAGACACUCAGAUAUGGUCGUACGCCAGCGGGGAAGUAAGGUCGGGAGUUCAAGGGCUGGAAGAUACCAUCUUGAAUCAAUAA
This is a messenger RNA of Seminavis robusta, 693 nucleotides long. Lineage: Eukaryota; Bacillariophyta; Bacillariophyceae; Naviculales; Naviculaceae. The record is from the annotation of a GenBank genome assembly.